Molecule: messenger RNA, 1842 nt
Organism: Thermochaetoides thermophila DSM 1495
Lineage: Eukaryota; Fungi; Ascomycota; Sordariomycetes; Sordariales; Chaetomiaceae
Exons: 5
Coding region: 1-1842 (613 amino acids)
Biological process (GO): transmembrane transport
Cellular component (GO): membrane
Molecular function (GO): transmembrane transporter activity
Source: RefSeq, a predicted model, not a curated record
AUGAUGUCCGGUUGUUGUUUCAAUGGCUUCGUGGCUCGACGUUUGGUUCCCGUUUACAUAUCCCUGCUUCUGAGCGUUAGACCCGAGCCUCACGUUUACUCCGUGUUUCCCCCUGAGCGGAGUGCAGUCAUCAGUCCGGCCACAACCCCUUACGACCCCGACACUCUUGCUUACCUCGAUCUAUCAGAGCCUUCAUCGGCUAGGAUGAGCUAUCAAACCACCCGGACUUCAGGGUUGACUCUAGGCCAGGGCCUCACCCUCGACACAGACACUGAAUCAUCCACUCACUACACCGAGCGUACUCCCCUUCUCGCCGGCACUCCAACACCGCCCCCAUCGAGUCCAGUCCCGAGCAGAUUACCCAGCCCAGCACGAGGUGAUAACUCGAGGCGGUCGUCGCGCACUAACUAUGGCAACGACGACGGUGUAAGGGGAGGGUUCUCUGCUCUCGAGCAGGUCAAGAGCCAGCUAAGAAAACGAGUCAUCCCCCUCGCUAUGGUGCUAAUCUUCCUGCUGGAGCUAUCCGUCGGCAUCAUGCAGCCCCCUCAGAACGCCAUCAUGGAGAGCAUCAUCUGCAGGAAAAUGCACCCGGAGGUGUUCACCCCUCCACCACCUGGGACUGGGCCGGAGGAGGGGCUGCUCCCGCCUGCCCUGCCUGGCCCCGAUAACCUGGAUCAUAUGUCUCUGGCCAUGUCCGGGCCGAGAACAAUACCGAGCAGACCGGUCCGACCCCGUCUCCGAUACUAUCCUGGCUUGGUCCUCGCCGAUGACCCACUCUGCAAGGGCUCCGACGUCCAGGGGUACCUGGCCACUGUGGUCGGGUGGCAAAGCACGUUUGACAAUUUCUUUUCGAGGUUUGUCCCGUUGCGGGUGGUGUGGUUCAGUUCUGCAUUCCAACUCAUCGGCGGUGGAGGAGCCGUCGCCAUUGCCAUGAUGUACACCGUGAUAGCGGAUGUAGUAGCCAUUUCUACCCGCGCAACCGUUUUCUUCCACAUGACAGCAGCUUUUCUCGCAUCUCAAAUGAUUGCCGGUCCUACCGGCGGUACUUUGUUGGCUUGGAAUCCGUGGAUACCACUUCUGCUGGCACUCGCAUUACUUGUCAUUUGCUGUUUCCUGGCCUUCUUCGCCAUGCCAGAGACUGUGCAUGUUCACGAUCACCAUAACACCUCCGCGGCACUCGACGAGGACGAUGACCCCGCAGCGUCCAAACUCCUCCGCAAAGCCCGUGCUGGACUCGAAGAAGUAUAUACCUUCAUUCUAGGCAACACUCGUCUGGCAUUCCUCAUCAUCUCUAUGGUUUUCAUCAUCCUCGGUCGCAUCGUCGGCGAGGUGCUCUUGCAGUACUCUACCGACCGCUACGGCUGGUCAUGGACGAAGGCCUCGCUUGUCCUGACCAUUCGCAAUGCCGGCAGUCUGCUGACGCUGCUCGUAUUGCUGCCGGCGGCCAGUUGGGUGCUGAUCAGCCGGCGGGGGUUGAGUGCGAUGGAGAAGGACCUGUGUCUGGCACGCUGGUCGGGCGUGGUUCAGGUUGUGGGCAGCGUGGUGAUUGCGGCUGCUGGGAACGGGGUCAUGUAUGCGAUCGGCUUGGUAUGGUUUGCUGCUGGGGCGGGGAUGACAUCGGUUGUGAGGUCGUUGCUGAAUGCCCUCGUGGAGGAACAUCAUGUGGGCACGGUGAACUCGUUGAUUGGCUUCAUGGAGAUGAUCAGCGUGGCCGCGGCCAGCCCCAUGAUUGCGGAAAGUCUCAAGCUUGGGUUGAAGCUUGGAGAGCCGUGGGUUGGGCUGCCGUUUAUCACGGCAGCUGUGUUCUUUGGUGUGGCAACCGUGAUUAUAUCAAAAUCCUAA